Molecule: messenger RNA, 2352 nt
Organism: Fusarium subglutinans
Lineage: Eukaryota; Fungi; Ascomycota; Sordariomycetes; Hypocreales; Nectriaceae
Product: beclin 1
Exons: 7
Coding region: 1-2352 (783 amino acids)
Biological process (GO): late endosome to vacuole transport; cellular response to nitrogen starvation; autophagosome assembly
Cellular component (GO): phagophore assembly site; phosphatidylinositol 3-kinase complex, class III, type II; phosphatidylinositol 3-kinase complex, class III, type I
Source: RefSeq, a predicted model, not a curated record
AUGAACUGCCAGAAAUGCCGCCAGCCUCUUAGGCUGGACGGAUCCCUCGAGGACCUCAAUCCAGCUGCCUAUGAUGUGCUUGUUUCAUCUACAUCUCCCCAAACCCUCAAGAAAUCAUCUGUGACGAGCCCACCGAUUACGCAACCACAAGAGCAAGCGCGCAAGUCUCUAUACGAAACGGUCUCAAGAAAUACUGGGCCACCGACGUUCAAGCGCAAUCAUGGAGGGCAUCCCCGCGAUUCCUCUAUGUCUUUUGUUUUGUUAUCAGAGUCCCAGAUGACUCACCCGAGCCAGCCUACAGAGUCUCCCGCUAUGCCAACAUCAUUGCGCCGUGCCAGCUCUGCCAGAAGUAAUGGGGAUAAUGUCGACGAACCUGUUGGAAACGAGAUGGACAGGAUCAACCGACUUUUCGAAAUCUUAUCUGCGCGAUCCGAUAUAGACCACCCUAUUUGCGUUGAAUGUACGGAAAUGCUGGUUGAGGGCCUACAGAAGAAGCUAGAGGUUGCUUCACGCGAAAGAGACGCCUAUGUUAAACACCUGAAGGAGGCGAAAGCAAACAAACCAAGCGAAGAAGACAUGAGAGCUCAAGAGGAAGCGCUGAGAAAAGCUGAGCAGGAUAGAGCAACAGCUAUGGAAGAGCUGAAGAAGCUGGAGUCGGAAAAGACUUCCUUAGAUGAGGAGCUUGUAGCUCUUGAGGAGGAGUCGCGGCAGCUUGACAAAGAUGAGGAGAAGUUCUGGAGGGAACGAAACGAGUUUGCUACCAAGAUGGGUGAAUUCCAGGCGGAAAAGGACAGCAUCAACGCCAAGUACAGCAACGACUCCCAGCUCCUAGAAAAGCUGCAGCGAUCUAACGUAUAUAAUGACACCUUUUGUAUCAGCCACGAUGGGAGCUUUGCGACAAUCAACGGCCUUCGACUUGGCCGUCUCUCUAACAAACCGGUAGAUUGGCCAGAAAUUAACGCCGCAUGGGGGCACGCCCUGCUACUUUUGGUUACCGUUGCGGACAAACUUUCCUACAGAUUCGAUGGAUAUGACCCGCAGCCUAUGGGAAGCACGUCAAGAAUCAUCCGAUACGAAGUACCAAGCCCUUCUUCCAGUCGAAUAAGUAGUCGCGCUGUCAAUGCACCCCCAAAGAAGCAUGUGCUCGAGUUGUACAGCUCUGGAGAUAUGCCUCUAGGGUUAACCUUCAUGCAUCGACGCUUUGAUAACGCCAUGGUUGGGUUCCUGGAGCUUGUGCGACAGCUGGGCGCCUUGCCAUAUAAGAUUGAUGGUGACAAGAUUGGCGAUGUCAGCAUCAAACUCGGCAUUGCGCAAGAUGAUGGAUGGACCAAGGCGUGCAAGCUGACAUUGACGUGUUGCAUUUACUUAUUCUUCGUGAUUCACGUUCUCGCUGCUCUUCUCCUUUUAAACUCUCACAUCCACAACAAUUCCCAACUUGUUCAACCUCAAGCAUCCUCUGUCAAGUACUCGAAAUGGGCAGUUGCGCUCACUGUGAAUACCACGAUGGAGAUGCUGUCACUACCUUCUGGUGCAGCCCCAGAUGCCAGGCAGCUCACGAGCCAGCUCAUCAGGACCAAGCUACUCAAAGCAGCAAUUUUGGCGUACAAGGAGGUUGUGUACGACAUUCAUGUGACAAGAAUCAAACAUGACGAAGUCAACGGAACUCUGGUCCUCACACACACCCCGAAUCGAAUUGAGCGCCAUCCUUUCCCGAACCACCUCACAAGUAUUAAAGACCACAAACAAGCUGCUCUUCUAGUAAACCAGUGUACCAUGUCGAUUUCUCUCCUUGGUCCGAUGGCUAGGGGUCUCUUGGCCGGAAUUGUCUCUCGGAUGGAUGUCGUUGUUGUUGAGAUCCAGAAUCCUCCCCUCACUAUCAAAUUCCACCCCCCUGAUGGCAUCAUGGCAGACAGGAAGUUCCAUACCAUUGUUGAAGCGACGCUGGACUCAUCAGGGGAACGAUGGCUGAUCGACGUCACCGGCUGUCAGUAUGGCUUUCGGGAUAUUCUGCUUCCCUUCGAGAAGUACAUUGCACAGAACAACUGCUCCUCGUAUGAGCGGCUACAGCCUUAUGCUCACACAGAAACCACCGACCAAGACGAGCUUCCACGCUCACCUUUGAUGAUACUCACAAGAGGGCCCAGCGAACAACAGUUGGCAGACAUUGAAAUUGAGAAAGGUUAUCGUCGACACUUCGCCGCUCUAGUUCGUGCUCUGGUUCAUCAUGGAUUGACUCAGGGGACUGAUGCUCACUUUGCAGCCACUCUCGAUGAAUUGGUCCGCAGAGUCAUCACAUACAUGUCAAGUUAUCCACUUCCGACGGAAGCAUAUCAGGAGAGCCCUUUGUACUGA